Messenger RNA from Salpingoeca rosetta, 4492 nucleotides. RefSeq lists its product as uncharacterized. The coding region runs from base 254 to 4201 and encodes 1315 amino acids. NCBI's taxonomy places the organism in Eukaryota, Choanoflagellata, Craspedida, Salpingoecidae. The transcript is spliced from 10 exons. The record is from RefSeq and is a predicted model, not a curated record.
CCAAGACACACAUUCACUUGCUUGGUCGCACUGACUUGACUGCCUGCGGCUGUUGUGUGCGACGUCACACACACAGAGCGGACACAGCAUAAAGGUCUGCGGACACAACAGCUGCGGACACAACAGAAAGGCACACGCAUGAGAGGCUUUUGGUACUGACAAGGGGAAAGCCUCACCACACCUCCCAAAACGGACGAGGUCGCGCAUACAACAACAGAGUAGUUGCGCUGCGCAUCUUGCCAUCCUGCCAGCCAUGGCUGACCCGUACCGGUCCAACCCCAACAGCUCCUCCACCGGACCCAGCUCACAGCCACCAAUGUCUUCCUACCAGCACCCGCAAGCACAGCCACAACAGCAACAACAACAACAACAACAAAUACAACAGCAGCACCAUCAACAACAGCAGCGGACACCCUAUCAACCCUCGCAACACCCGCAACCCUCACAACAACCGCCACAGCCACAUCAGCCGUCUCACCAAAUGCCCUCGUACAAUGGCGGGCAGCCGAACGCUCCAUAUGGUCGUGCAUCAGCCCCUUCAGGAUACUCGCACUCCUCACCGGGACGCCCCAGCGCCAUGCCAUCCCAGCAAGCGGGCCACCCAACGCCAUACCAGAACAUGCAGCACCAGUCGCCUGCCAGAGGGCAGGGCACACGACCCGCGCCAUCCUCCACACCGCAAUUUCGGCCUCUCCCGCUCCCAGUCUCCUCCUCCCCCUCAUCGUCCAUGGCUCCAACAUCCAUGGCUCCUUCCACCAUGCAGCCACAGCAGUUUCAGCCACCAACAUCGCAUCCACAGCAACAACAACAACAACAACAACAACAACAGCAGCAGCAGUAUCGGUCUCCGCCAAGGUCACUGGCACAUUCCCACUCUGUGCCGCCGUACCAGGGCCCUCACACAUCACACGCGACAGCAGCAGCACCACCACCACCACAACAGCAGCAACAACCACAACCACCGUACUCCUCCCCGUCUCGCGUCCCCACGUCCUCCUCUGCCACGUCAUCGGCCGGCAUUCCAUCCUUCAAACCGCUGCCACUGCCGCAGUCCACACCCUCAGCAUCUGCACCAUCGACAUCACAGCCGCAAGUUGUGCUGAAGCCCCUGGCUCUCAACCAGCCCCAAUCACAACAACCAUAUCAGCCAUACUCACAACAACAGCGCCAGUCACAGCAACCCCAAUCGCAGCAGCCAAUGCGAACAUCACAGGCCCCGCCAUCGCUGCGGCCGCUGCCAAUCCCAACAGCAUCGCAGCAACCACCACCGCAACAGCCACGUGGCAGCGGUAUGCCUUCCCUGAAGCCGCUACCGCUCUCAACGCUCCAGCCACAAGCGCAGCAGUCGCAGCACCAGCAGCAGUCGCAGCACCAGCAGCAGUCGCAGCAACAGCAGCGCUCAGGACUCAGCAACGCACCACCGCCUGUGGACAAGAACCUCACGAGGCGGCCACACUUUGACAUAUCCGCACAACUGCGCGAUGUCCAGCAACAGCGACAGCAGCAGCAGCAGCAGCAGCAGCAGCAGCAGCAGCAGCCACGACUCUCCUUCCAGCCGCUCCCCCUCCAAUCCCAUCCCCAACAACCAACGCAAUCAGCAGCACCACCAGCACCAGCACCAGCACCAGCACCGACACCACCGCACGUGACACCGCCACGACCGCCGCAGCUGCAGCAGUCGGAUGAAAUCGCCGCAAAGAUAAAGGAGGUGGUGGCUGCGCGGGAAAGAUUUGCCCGCGGUGUCACCUUCUCAAGCGAUGUGCUUGGCGCGUACGAGUCCAUGCAGAACCUGCGACGCUCGCUUGAACGCAUGGAGGUGCGCGGGUAUUUCAAGGCAAAGGAUCGGCCUGCACAGGAUCGCGUGCUGAUGCUGAAGAGCGUGCAUGACCUGGUGCGGCAGUUGCUGGAUGGCAGUCUGCACUGCGAGCAGUUUGGUGUGGAGAUGGGGCGUGUGCUCGGCAUGCACUUCCCCGAUGGCUUUGUCGCGCGGCUUGGCGGCUGGGUACAGCGAUGGCUUGACCUGAAGAAAGAGCUGAUGUCAUCACAGGCACAGCCACCACAGCCACCACAGCCACCACAGCCACCACAGCCACCGCAGCCGCACAGGUCUGCACCGCAGCUAACGCCGGCGCAACAGCAGAUGAGGCGACAGCGGCUGCUGCAGGUGCGAAAGAAGCUGAUAGAGAAGCGCGAGGCACGCGAAAAGCUUGCACCUGGCGCAUCCUUUUCCAGCGACACGCUGUCCAAGCUGCCGCAACUUAUGGAGUUACAGCUGUUCAUCACGCGUUACGAGCUGGCUGAGCUGCAGUUGUACGGCGGGCCUGUCACGCCCAAAUUGCUUGCACACAUCAACGAGCGAGGGCGGGGGUUGCUCAAGGGCAAGAUCAGUGCUCGCGAGUUUGCAAACGAGGUGGCCAAGCUGCAGCACACGAGUGCGCCUGAGAAGUUUAUCAAGCAGCUGGAAACCUGGUUACAGCAGUUGCAGAAACACUUGCAGGCGAGACGCGCAGAGUUUCAGCAGAAGAUGCAACGGCUUGCUGUUGGCAGAGAUGGUGGGCAGCUCGAAGCGACCAGCACUGCUUCGAGCACCAGCCAUGGUGGCGACGCGCGUGAGGCGAGCUUCGAUGUUCCCUCGUUUUCACUCGACGACAUACCAACAUCAUCAACCGCAGUGCCAACAGCAGCAACAGCGACAACAGCAACAACAUUGGUGCCGCUCUCAUUCAAACCACUGCCUCUUCCAUCAGGUGAUACUGCCGCAGCAAUGCCCACCACCACAACAACAACAACAACAGCAACAGCAACAGCAACAACAGCUGCACCACCAGCAUCACUGCCAACAACGACAUCAGCACCUGUGCCGACCAGCACUGCACCCCCAACCACCACCGCAACCACAACUUCAACAACAGCAACAGCAACAACAACAGCAAUUUCAACAACCACCACUGGGACAACAUCUGCCGCAGGGACGCCAUCGGAGAAGACAGCGAAACGGAGGGGCCGUCCACCCGGCUCGCGAGACAAAAAGGCGCGCAAGAAGAAGCCUGGCACGCCUACACCUGCCUCCACACCAACAAGCACCACGAAGACUGCGGAUGGCAAGAAGGCCCCUGCCAAGGACAAGGAAAAGGGGAACAAGGCCACGCCUGGUAAGAGCGUGCCAGGCAGUACCAGGGCGCGACCCAAGACGGCAAAGACGGCAUCAUCCGUGACGUCGACACCGGCAUCGAAAGCGAAGCGACCGCGAAAGUCGAAGGGCAGGCCGUCAGGUGCAAGCACACCAACAACACCAGCAACGCCAGGCACACCCGCCGCAGGGACACUCGCAGGCAAGGCAUCCACAACGGCACCGACACUGACGCAGAUGACAGCCCCGCCUGUGAUACAAGCGCCGCUGUCACCGCUGUCGCAGUUGAAGCGACGUCGACCGCCACCCCCGCCGAUUGACACGGAUGUUCUCAACGAUACAUCGCUCCUCCUUGCCCCGACCCGGCUUCGAGACCGCAUCUACGACACAGUGCUGUCGACGCUUGUGGCCCCGCACAUUGGUCGAUCACAGAGCACACCCACGACCACAGCCACCAUGAACGGAAACAGCAGCAGCAGCAGCGGCGGCGGUGGUGGUGGUGGGAAUCACGCAGGCAUAUACGCGACUGAUGUUGUUGGCAGCAGCACGCUGGGCAACGCGAGCAAGGCGACGGCUGAUGGUGGCGAUGGUGCAUUGAAGGCAGGCAUUGAUUCGCGCGUGUACACCGUGCUCUCCCAAGCCACAGAGGUGCUGUUGCGUCGCAUGCUGGGCGCGCUUGCCCGGGACUGUACAUAUCGACACGAGGACCGUGAGCGCGCAAUGCAACACGCCAAGGAAGGUGGCGACUCGUUCAAGCAUAUUGCAGAGUUUAUGCGGCAGCUUGAGGAGCAGCAGGAUACACUGGCGCCACAGAAGGACACGCAGCCGGCGGCACCACGCAACUCGGCUAUCGACGCAAUGAGCAUGGACAACCACUUUAAGUUCAACUGGCGCAGCAAGAAAAAGAGCAAGAAGCUGCGCGUGACCCGCCGCCGGCUCAAGCAGCGAAUCAGUGUUGCUGACGUGACGCAAUAUCUGGAGGAUGAGCCAAACUUCCGUCGGUCGCGGCUGCAGCACCACGCCCUCUUGCACCGCGUGGACAAGCGGGCCAUUGCACACCGCAAGAUCUAGCUGUCGCCCGUGAUGGCAGGAAUGGUGGUGAUAGGUAGUGGUGGUGGUGGUGGUGCCGUGGCAAGCUGUUGUGGUGAUUGGUGAUACAUAGUAUUUGUGGUCAUGUCACACCAUCAUGUCUUUGUAACUUGUCCGCGUGUUUGUCUGUGUUGCUGUACACAGAGUGGGAGUGAGAGUCAGAUGAACAGACAGGAGAGGCGGGCAGCCACAGCCACAACCACUUGCUUGGCGUGUGCGUGUGUGCACUGUGCAUAUCGUUGGGUGACGAGAAUGAAACCAUAUUAGGUCAGA